AUGAGAUACUCUACCGUAGUCAUCGCCGCGGCCGCCGCCACUGCCCUGGCCAAACCCCACGGACACGCGCACCACCACGCUGCCGUUGCUAAGCGCGCGGACGCUGCAGUCUACGUACCUGGUCCGGUCGAGACGGUCGUCAUCUAUGAGCUCAACGGUCAUUCAAUUAGCGAGGAGGAUGUGCGCAACGGUAUCGCGAACGGAACGCUCACCUGGGGUGAGGACGGCAGCCUUUCAUCAUCUGCCGCUGUCGCACCGACUCCACCCCCACCAGCGAAGACCCAAGCCGUCGAGAUCAACCACGUUGCCCAGGAACCUCAGCCUGUUGAGCAGUCGGAACCGGAGCCUCCUGCCUCGAUCUCAGAGCCUAUGGAACAGCCGUCGGAGAAUGUUCAGGCGCCCGACCCAAUGUCAUAUCAUCCAGUGGGCGAUGAUGGCAGCUGCCCCGACUGCGACAAGGACUUCCCCAAUCGAAAGUUCAACUGUAGCGAGUUCCCUGCUGGCUAUGGCGCGUUCCACCUUGGCAACGAGGGCCUUGGAGGCUGGUCGGGUAUCCAGGCUCCUGCGAAGCGCGAUGUAGCCGGCUAUCACGAUAUUAUGACCGUCCCUACAGGUUCCUGCCCUGGCGGCGAAUGCUGCUCGAAGGGUCGAUUCUGCUCUUACGCUUGCCCGAAUCCCUACCUCAAGAUGUCGUUCCCCAAGUUGCAGGGUGCACGGAAAGAGUCGGUUGGUGGGCUUUUCUGCAACCAAGAUGGCAAGCUAGAGAUGGCCGAUGGCUCUCUCUCCAAGACUCUCUGUGGCAAGGGUUCUUCUCGCGUGAAGGUUAUGGUUCAGAGCAAGCUCUCCAAGCCAGUUUCCCUCUGCCGCACCGACUACCCAGGAACUGAGAGUGAGACUCUUCCUCUCACCAUCAAUUCUGGAGAGACCAAGGAGCUCGCCAACCCGGAUCAGAAGUCAUACUAUUUUUGGGACAACAAGCCUACAUCUGCCCAAUAUUAUGUCAACAACCAGGGCGUCUCCGAGGCCCAAGCAUGCACAUGGGGCAGCGGCCAAGGUGAUACGGGCAACCGAGCUCCUGUCAAUAUCGGAACCUCAUUCGACGACAUCCUCUCUAACAUGGGAUACACUGGACUCUUGCAAAACAAGCCUACCAAUCCCGACGCGAAGCUCAACUUUGUUAUUCGAUUCAUGGGCGACGGUGUCAGCAACCCAUGUUCGUACAAGGACGGGCAAUAUUAUAAUGCUGACGGCGUUGGUAAUCCCGACGGUUGCACGGCAAGCAUUGCAGAUGGCAAGACUCUCACGAUCGUGUUCACCGACAACUAG
This is a messenger RNA of Didymosphaeria variabile, 1326 nucleotides long. RefSeq names its product Protein BZZ1. Gene Ontology annotation, biological process: fungal-type cell wall organization. The coding region runs from base 1 to 1326 and encodes 441 amino acids. The transcript is spliced from 3 exons. The record is from RefSeq and is a predicted model, not a curated record. Lineage: Eukaryota; Fungi; Ascomycota; Dothideomycetes; Pleosporales; Didymosphaeriaceae. Gene Ontology annotation, cellular component: fungal-type cell wall; cell surface.